AUGCUCAAGGUCUGCAUUCUGGAGGGCCGCCAUCUCACACCCACCACCCACGACGAGGCGCCGAAUCCCUACUGCGUGGUGACCGUGGGCAAGCAGAGCUACAAGAGCAAGAAGAAGACCAAGACCUUCCACCCGUCCUGGAGCAACGCCACGUUCGUCUUUGAUGUGAACGAUCUACAGGGGCAGGUCGAAAUCGAGUGCUGGGAUGCCAACAACCUCAUCAAGACCGAGAUGCUGGGUCGCGUGGCCCUCAACAUCGCUGACGUCAUCACGCUCCGACCCGAACGCGGGAAUGCAGACGCGCAGCCGCUUCGACAGAGCGAGGAAGACGAGGAGGGCGAGGGCACCGAGAUCCGAAGUCUCGAGGGCAAGCCGCGGUGGUGUUCCCUGAUGGACCCCGAGUACGGCCGAUCGAAGACCGGAGAGCUGCGGGUCUCGUUCCACUACAUGCGCGCCGAGGAGGAGGUCGAGCGCCUGCGCCUCCUGGCCGACGCCCAUCGCAAGCGCGAAGACGCGUCGGGCGAGCACGUCACGCACAUGGUCGUCAACAAGGCCAAGCACGCGGCGCGGCGCCAGCAGCACCUGCGCCAGCAUUCCACCAGCAGCGGAGCGACCGCGACGACGACCGUCAACGAUUCGAGCAAUGCGAGCGAUGACGAUACUGCGUUGUUGUCGACGUCGUCCGACGUGUACGACAACCAGGGCGAGGAGUGGGAGCGGCCGCUGUCGAGGGACGGCUCGGUGAUCGUCGACACGAACGAGCACCACCAUCAUAGUGGUGUCGACAGCAAUAAGACGAGGAAGAAGGAGAAGCGCAAGUCGACGACGCUCAAGGAGAUGCUGGGCGAGAUCAAGAAGAAGGGCAACACGCUCCACCGCCGCACACGCUCGGUCGACAACAAACAGAGCAGCGCGAUCGACACCGGCGACCGACCCGAGGGCGCAGCCGCCGCCGUCGCCCGCGAAAAGGCGAGCGAGUCGGGCAGCCGCGGGAGUGGAAAGAAGGAGAAGCGCAAGACCGCCGCCAACGCGCCGCCGAGCAAAAUGUCGACAUCUGGCGUCGUCGGCGACGAUGAUGUGUCGACAACGCCGUCGACUGCGCCAUCGCCGGGGUCGGCGUCAGGGUCGUCAGUGUCGUCGUCGCUGCCGGCCGUGGUCGCGGGCGGGCGGUGUUCGCCGACGACCGCGCGGCGGAUCAUGUCGAGCGAUUCGGUGGUCCGCGGGCCGCACAUGCCCGAGCACCCCGAGGAGGCGCCCGAGGAGUGGGAGCUCAGCGCCCAGAUCACCCUGGGCAAGGGCCGCACCGCCACGGCCAGCAGCGCCGGCAGCGCCGACGACAGAGCUUCUGUCGACGGGGAGAAGCCGGCGGUGAACAAGAACAAAGGGAGCGGCGCGCACAAGAAGACCGCGCCGGCGCCGGCGGCCACUGCGAGCGCGACGAUUGCCAAGGGCGUGAGCGACUCGCCGCGGUCCAGGUCGCCUCGGCCGUCUUCCACCUACACGUCCGCGUCGCCUUCAUCGUCGUCAGCGUCGUCGGCGUCAGGGUCGGCGUCGUUUUCUACAGUUUCGGCCAACAGCAAAGAGGAGCGGCUCACGCUGCGCUUUGAUGCGGCCAAGCGCGAGAAACAGGAAAAGGAGAAGGAAAAGGAAAAAGCGAAAGAGAAGAAGCCCGCCGCGGAGGACAAGAAAGAACGAAAGCGGGAGGACGACAAGAACGAAGCGAAAAAGAGCGAUUCGGCCGCUUCACCCGUCUCCGCCGCCGCCGUCGCCGCCGUUCAACAGUCUCCGCGCGCCCAGCCGCCGCCCGAGCAUCGCAUCGACCAGCCUUCGCCGCCGCCACCGGAGAGCAGCAGCGUCCGCGACAAGGCCAAGGAGGCGAAGUCGACGGAGACGGCCGCUGUCGCGACUAUAGCCACGGCGGGCCUGAUGGCGAGCGGGGGAAGCGGCAGCGGUGGUGGUAGCAGCGGUACGGUGCCGUGCUCGCCCAAGGGCCGGUUCCUGACGCCGGAGGAGCUGGCCGAGGUCAUCCGCGAGAAAAGGGCCGCUUCGCCGCGCAGGCUCGAUUUCGCCGCAGCAGCAGCAGCAGCGAAGAAGAAGGAAGAGGAGGAGGCCGAGGCCGAAGCACAAAAAGAAGAAGAGGAGAAGCGGAGGAAAAAGAAUGAAACGCAAGUCACGAAGAACGAAGACGAGGCCGAAGACGAAGACGAGACGGACAGCGAAGACGAGCGAAGUCUGGAGAAGGCGCGGGCCAAGGCCAGGCGACUCAGGGAGAGGAGCUUUCAGCGCGACGCUUCCUCUUCCUCCUCCGACGAAUCGGAUUGA
Messenger RNA from Acanthamoeba castellanii str. Neff, 2322 nucleotides. RefSeq names its product C2 domain containing protein. The record is from RefSeq and is a predicted model, not a curated record. NCBI's taxonomy places the organism in Eukaryota, Discosea, Longamoebia, Acanthamoebidae. The transcript has 4 exons. The coding region runs from base 1 to 2322 and encodes 773 amino acids.